GUUCGCACUCCAGCGGCAGACCAAACCCUCCGCCCGAUCUGAUCGCAAGGGGAGAGAGCGAGCGGAGCGACCGAGGAAAAAAGAGCGAGGAGAAGGGGAUCUCGGGCAUCGCCGCGGCGUCGUCUCCCUCCGAUUCUGAGCGAGUUCAGGGCAAAACCAACAUUUCCUUCUGCGCGUUUCUGUCUACGGAGUCCAUGAAUGGCAGUGCCUUUCUCUGGGUGAAGGUUUUUGUUGCGGCUUAAAUCUCUUUGGGGGGAAUGGCCAGCAAUCCACAGUCUUCUGGGGCACAGCCCCUUAGGCCUGCAGUGGUGGGCUCCACAGGUCCACCUCAAAAUUUUGGUCCACCAAUGUCUAUGCAGUUCAGACCUGUGGUUCCGGCUCAGCAAACACAUCAGUUCAUCCCAGCCGCUUCUCAGCAAUUCCGACCUGUUGGGCAGGGUGUUCCUGGUUCAAAUAUUGGAAUACCUUCUGGUCAAACUCAAAUGCACCAUUUUCCUCAAGCUGCACAGCAUUUGCCUCCAAGAUCAGGUCCACCAGCACCACCUUCUUCACAAGCAAUUCCAAUGCCAUAUGUUCAGCCAAGUAGGCCUAUGACAUCUGGGUCAUUGCAGCCCCAGCAAAAUCCUCAGAUGCCAAACACUCAUCUGCCUAAUUUAGGUGGCAUAGGAAUGCCUCUUUCUUCAUCUUAUACGUUUGCAACGUCCUAUGGCCAGCCACCAAAUACUGUUAAUACACCAUCCCAGUAUCAACCAGCAUCCCAGAUGCAACCACCCAUUACACCUGCAGUGGGACAACCAUGGUCUGCACCUGGGACUCAGAAUGUACCUCUUGUUACACCUCUGGUUCAGGCUGCACCACAAUCUUCAGCUACGGGGGCUGCGGGGGGCACACUUGCUACAACAAAUGCACAACCUAGGUCUUCUGAACAGACCUCUUCUGAUUGGCAAGAGCACACAUCUGCUGAUGGAAAAAGAUAUUAUUACAAUAAGAAGACUAGACAAUCUAGCUGGGAGAAGCCCUUUGAGUUGAUGACACCUAUUGAGAGGGCUGAUGCCUCGACUGAUUGGAAGGAGUUCAGCACUUCGGAUGGACGAACAUACUAUUAUAACAAGGUCACAAAGAUAUCAAAAUGGAUAAUUCCUGAUGAGCUCAAGUUAGCUCGUGAGCAAGCAUUAAGGGCUGCAGCGCAGCAGGCACAUACAGAAACUGGAACAGCUUCUGUUGCCCCAGUUGCUCCAACUGUUUCUUCUGGGGAGAUCCCUUCCACCACAACAACCUCUGUGAUUCCUGGAACAACAUCUGCAGUAGCGUCAAGCUUUGUUCCAGUGGCAGUCAACUCAGUUAUAUCAUCAUCUGCGAUGGCUUCGGUAUCACCAUCCGUUAUACCAUCACCCGGAAUCUUGUCGAGUUCCUCCUUGGGAAUUCCAAGCACAGUUGGCUCAUCAAAUCUUCAGACAACCAUAACGCCAUUACCCGCACCUAUUUCUGCUAACACGGUGGUGUCUACUGUUGCAACAGAAUCUGCAUCAUCUAACACUAAGAGUAAUCAUGACAGUUCAUCUCUCCUAAAUACUGCAAGUGUGCCUGAUGGUGCUUCUGCUCAGGAUUUGGAGGAAGCUAAAAAGGCUAUGCCAGUUACUGGAAAAGUCAAUGUCACUCCAAUGGAGGAGAAAACAAUUGAUGAAGAACCUUUGGUUUAUUCUAAUAAGCAGGAGGCAAAAGCUGCAUUCAAAGCCCUACUGGAAUCUGCAAAUGUUGAAUCUGAUUGGACUUGGGAGCAGGCAAUGAGAGUUAUUAUUAAUGACAAGAGAUAUGGUGCAUUAAAGACGCUUGGUGAGAGGAAACAAGCAUUUAAUGAGUACUUGGGACAAAGGAAAAAACAGGAAGCUGAGGAAAGGCGCAUUAAACAAAAGAAAGCACGGGAAGACUUCACCAGAAUGUUGGAGGAAUGCAAAGAAUUAACUUCGUCAACCCGGUGGAGUAAAGCUGGGACCAUGUUUGAGAAUGAUGAACGGUUUCAUGCUGUUGAGCGGCCAAGAGAUCGUGAGGAUCUAUUUGAAAGCUAUUUGGUGGAUCUCCAGAAAAAGGAAAGAGCAAAGGCUGCUGAGGAGCAUAAGCGAAACAUAAUGGAGUAUAGAGCUUUUCUUGAAUCAUGUGACUUUAUCAAGGCAAACACCCAAUGGAGGAAAGUUCAAGAUCGACUGGAGGAUGAUGAAAGAUGUUCUCGACUUGAAAAAAUUGAUCGUUUGGAGAUCUUCCAGGAGUAUAUACAUGAUCUGGAGAAGGAAGAGGAGGAGCAGCGGAAGAUACAGAAGGAGCAAUUAAGACGGCAGGAACGCAAAAACCGUGAUGAGUUUCGCAAAUUAAUGGAAGAACAUGUUGCUGCUGGAAUUCUUACAGCUAAAACUCACUGGCGUGAUUACUGUAUGCAGGUGAAGGAUUUGCCUUCUUACAUAGCAGUAUCAUCAAACACAUCCGGUUCAACACCAAAAGAUCUGUUUGAGGAUGUUGCAGAGGAACUCGAAAAGCAGUACCAUGAGGACAAGGCCCAGAUCAAAGAAGCAAUUAAGAUCCGAAAGAUUGCUUUGGCAUCUUCAUGGACAUUUGAAGAUUUCAAGGCUGCCACUUUGGGUGAUGAUAGCCUAAAAGGAAUUUCUGAGACAAACAUGAAGCUUGUUUUUGAUGAGUUACUGGAAAGGCUUAGGGAGAAAGAGGAGAAGGAGGCUAAGAAGCGCCAACGUCUUGCAGAUAAUUUCUCUGACCUGCUUUACUCAAUUAAGGAAAUAACUGCUUCAUCUAGAUGGGAGGACUGCAAGUCACUGUUUGAAGACAGCCAAGAGUACAGGUCAAUUGGUGAUGAGAAUGUUGUAAGAGAGAUUUUUGAAGAACAUGUAACCCGCUUGCAAGAAAAGCUGAAAGAGAAAGAGCGUAAAAGAGAAGAGGAAAAGGCAAAGAAAGAGAAAGAAAGAGAGGAGAAAGAGAAGAGGAAGGAGAAAGAAAGGAAAGAAAAGGAAGAAAGGAAGGAAAAAGAGAGAGAACGCGAAAAAGACAAAGGGAAGGACCGAUCUAGAAAGGAUGAAGCAGAAAGUGAAAAUGUUGAUGUGAUGGACAGCCAUGGCUCGAAGGAUAGAAAGAGGGAAAGGGAUAAGGAAAGAAAGCAUCGGAAACGUCACCACAGCAUGGCUGAUGAUGUAAGCUCUGAAAAAGAUGAUAAAGAGGAGUCCAAGAAGUCCCGCAGGCAUAGCAGUGACCGGAAAAAAUCACGUAAGCAUGCUUACACUACCGAUUCAGAUAGUGAAAAUCGACACAAGAGGCAUAAGAAAGAUCGAGAUGGGUCCCGUAGAAAUGGUGGUUAUGAAGAGCUUGAGGAUGGGGAACUUGGAGAGGAUGGGGAAAUACGUUAGUGCUCUUCACCUUGCAGCUUUGUUAGUCACUUUACAUGUUCUUCACUUUUGCUGAUCGAAACAUGUUAGGGUUUAGUUUGUGAACAAUUAAUGGUUGAUAGUUGUACUGGAACAACCUUCAUUUUCUGUGUUGUAGAAAUCAACCAUUCACUUCUUACCAUUACUUUCUGCAUAUUAUUAUGGAUUGGUUUAACUAGUGUUUAAUUUAAUAAACUGAACGAUUGUGGGUAAUUGCUGGUAAUAUGAUGUGCCUUAAGAUUGCAA
Messenger RNA from Elaeis guineensis (African oil palm), 3668 nucleotides. NCBI's taxonomy places the organism in Eukaryota, Viridiplantae, Streptophyta, Magnoliopsida, Arecales, Arecaceae. The record is from RefSeq and is a predicted model, not a curated record.